Molecule: messenger RNA, 4126 nt
Organism: Mercurialis annua (annual mercury)
Lineage: Eukaryota; Viridiplantae; Streptophyta; Magnoliopsida; Malpighiales; Euphorbiaceae
Product: ABC transporter B family member 11-like
Exons: 12
Coding region: 277-4083 (1268 amino acids)
Biological process (GO): transmembrane transport
Cellular component (GO): membrane
Molecular function (GO): ATP hydrolysis activity; ABC-type transporter activity; ATP binding
Source: RefSeq, a predicted model, not a curated record
AGCUGUUGAUGGUACUUUGAUAAAUUAUGUAUAUAUAUUAUAUAUAUAUAUAUAAAUAAGCAUUUCAGAUUUAUAAGAAAAUUUCAUUUCUUCUUAAUAAUUACUCUUUUGAUUCAUCUUUUGAUGUGCUAAGGCCUGCCCUCAUGACCUAGCGAGGUUUACUUGUGCUGCAAGUAUGUCUGACAUUGUUUAAUGCUUAAAAUUGUGAUGAAUUCUGCAACUGCAGAAUAUAAAUUUUCAGUUAAGCUUUUGAGUUGAAAUCUUGGAAUUCAUACGAUGACGGAAGAGAAUCGGGAUGGCAAGGUCUGCGGGGACAUUUAUAGCUCAAAUGGAAGCAAAGAAAAAGCUAAGACAGUUUCAUAUUAUAAGCUGUUUUCGUUUGCUGAUUCCAUUGACAUGUUGCUGAUGAUUGCUGGAACUAUUGGUGCCUGUGGAAAUGGAUUUUCUCUGCCUCUUAUGUCUUUGCUUUUAGGACGAAUGGUCGAUUCUUUUGGAACUAACCAAUCUAAUCAAAACAUAGUUGAUGUAAUUUCCAAGGUCUCUCUGCAAUUUGUCUACUUAGCAAUUGGAGCUGCAGUAGCAUCAUUUCUUCAGGUGAGCUGCUGGAUGGUAACAGGAGAAAGACAAGCAAGGAGGAUAAGGGGUUGUUAUUUGAAAACUAUACUCAGACAAGAUAUCGCGUUCUUUGAUAUCGAAACAAGUACAGGAGAGAUUGUUGGCAGAAUGUCUGGCGAUACUAUUCUUAUACAAGAUGCAAUGGGUGAGAAGGUUGGAAAAUUUCUGCAGUCAAUUGCAGCAUUUUUUGGGGGUUUUAUAAUAGCAUUUAGCAAAGGGUGGUUGCUUGCCCUUGCCAUGCUACCUGCUAUUCCUGUAAUUGUACUAUUCGGAGCAUUGUCUUCGUUGUUGAUAUCGAAAAUGGCAGCUCGCGCACAAAAUUCUUAUGCAGAAGCAGCAACUAUAGUAGAGCAAACUAUUGGAUCAAUCAGAACUGUUGCAUCAUUUAGUGGAGAGAAAGGAGCAAUUAGUGAGUACAAUAGGCAUCUUAAAACUGCAUAUAAAUCAGGUGUACGCGAAGGGGUUGCUGGUGGAAUAGGCAUCGGUGCAGUUAGACUAGUUAUUCUCAGUACGUUUGGCAUGGCUAUGUGGUUUGGUGCAAAGAUGAUUCUGGAAAAAGGAUACAGUGGAGGACAAGUUAUUAGUGUCAUCAUGGCUGUAUUGACAGGCUCAAUGUCCUUGGGAAGAGCCUCUCCUUGUAUGAGUGCAUUUGCUGCUGGUAAAGCUGCAGCUUAUAAAAUGUUUGAGACUCUCAACAGAAAGUCCGAGAUAGAUGCAUAUGAUAUGAAUGGCAGAGUAUUGGAUGAUAUCCAUGGAAACAUUGAGUUGAGGAAUGUAUAUUUUAGCUAUCCAGCCAGACCUGAUGAAGAGAUAUUGAGUGGAUUCUCUCUUUUUAUCCCGAGUGGCUCUACCGCAGCUUUGGUUGGGCAGAGUGGAAGCGGAAAAUCAACGAUAAUCAGUCUGAUAGAGAGAUUUUAUGAUCCACAAUCUGGUGGAGUUUAUAUAGAUGGCGUUAACCUCAAAGAAUUUCAACUUAAAUGGAUUAGAGAGAAAAUAGGUCUCGUCAGCCAGGAACCUGUUCUGUUUACAUGUAGUGUCAAAGAUAAUAUUGCAUAUGGCAAGGAUGGUGCAACUCUUGAAGAGAUCAGGGCUGCAGCUGAACUUGCCAAUGCUGCAAAAUUCAUUCAAAAUUUACCUCAGGGACUUGAUACCAUGGUUGGUGAGCAUGGGACUCAACUUUCUGGUGGACAAAAGCAGAGAAUUGCAAUUGCACGAGCAAUCUUGAAGAACCCGAGAAUUUUACUUUUGGAUGAAGCUACAAGUGCUCUUGAUGCAGAAUCUGAACGGGUAGUGCAACAUGCACUAGACAGGAUCAUGAACCACCGGACUACUGUUAUCGUUGCUCAUCGUUUGACCACUGUGAGAAAUGCUGAUACCAUUGUUGUCAUUCAUCAAGGAAAGAUUGUUGAAAAAGGCACUCAUCUAGAACUACUUGAAGCUCAAAACGGCGCAUACUCCCAGCUUAUACGCUUACAAGAAGUAAACAAUGAAACAAAACAAGCAACAGGUGAACUCAGUGAAUCAGAAAAUUGUCUUAAAUCAUUUAGACAAUCAAGUCAAAGAAGGUUAUCACGACGUUCCUUAAGUAGGGGAUCAUCAAAAAGAAGUAUCAUUCAUGAAUCACUAUCAUUUUCCUUGGAAUUACCUUCAGGACACAAUGAUCAUGACUUGGAAGGAGAUCAAAAUACAUUUCCUUUGGAAGAGCGAAAUCCAGAAGUCUCAAUCUACAGCCUUGCCUGUCUUAACAAACCAGAGCUUCCAGUUCUUAUAAUCGGUACUAUUGCUGCAAGUAUUAAUGGUACAGUACUACCGAUAUAUGGUGUACUGAUUUCCAAGGCAAUCAAAACAUUUUUCAAGCCACCUCAUGAAAUGAGAGAGGAUGCAAAGUUAUGGGCACUAAUGUUUAUGACCCUCGGUUUAGUAAAAUUGGUGGUGCAUCCAUUGAGUUCAUAUCUAUUUUCUAUAGCUGGAUCAAAGCUAGUCCAGAGGAUUCGAUCUAUUUGUUUUGAAAGGGUGGUUUAUAUGGAAAUUGGCUGGUUUGAUGAUCCUGAGCAUUCAAGUGGUACAAUUGGCGCGAAGCUCUCAGCAGAUGCAGCAGCUGUUCGAGCUUUAGUCGGAGAUGCUUUAGCUGAAUUGGUUCAAAACAUUGCAUCAGUAGUAAUAGCAAUGGUCAUUGCUUUUACUGCAAGUUGGCAGCUAUCAUUCAUUAUCCUGGCUAUGAUCCCUCUAAUAUGCGUCAAUAAUAUCCUACAAAUAAAAUUAUUGAAAGGGUUCAGCGCAGAUGCAAAUAAAGUGUACGAGGAAGCAAGCCAUGUUGCUAAUGAUGCGGUUAGAAGUAUAAGAACAGUCGCUUCUUUUUGUGCUGAGGAGAAAGUGAUGCAACUUUAUGGAAAGAAAUGUGAAGGUCCUAAGAGAACAGGACUAAGGAUAGGAUUGAUAAGUGGUGCAGGAUUUGGAGUGUCCUCCUUCUGUGUCUAUUGUUUCUACGCAGCUAGUUUCUACGUUGGCGCUCGACUAGUCAAGGAAAACCUUACAACAUUUGCAGACAUUUUUCUUGUUUUCUUCGCAUUGACUAUGGCAGCAAAUGGAGUUUCUCAAUCAAGUUCCUUGGGCGCUGAUACUGCUAAAGUAAAAGCUGCGGCUGCUUCUGUAUUCGGAAUAAUACACCAGAAAUCGAUGAUUAAUCCUAACGACGAGUCAGGAACAACAUUACAGAAUGUUAAAGGAGAUAUUGAGUUUCAUCGUAUAAGCUUUAAAUAUCCAUCCAGGCCAGAUUUUCAAAUUUUCCAGGAUCUCAGCCUGGCUAUUCAUUCUGGCAAGACUGUUGCCUUAGUUGGAGAAAGUGGGAGCGGUAAAUCGACAGUUAUUUCAUUGCUUCAAAGAUUCUAUGAUCCAGAUUCAGGUCAUAUCACUCUCGACGGAGUCAAAAUCCAGGUGCUUCAGCUGAAAUGGUUUAGACAGCAGAUGGGACUGGUUAGCCAAGAGCCUGUACUGUUCAGCGACACAAUCCGCGCCAACAUUGCAUACGGAAAGGAAGGAAAUGCGAGCGAGGCAGAAAUUAUUGCUGCAGCAGAGUUGGCCAACGCCCACAAAUUCAUUAGCAGCUUAAAACAGGGUUACGAAACAAUGGUAGGGGAGCGAGGAAUUCAACUGUCGGGGGGACAGAAGCAAAGGGUAGCCAUAGCUCGAGCCAUAGUGAAGAGUCCGAAGAUAUUACUGUUAGACGAGGCAACAAGCGCGUUAGAUGUGGAGUCCGAAAGAGUGGUUCAGGAUGCAUUGGACAGAGUCAUAGUGAAUAGGAGUACAGUUGUUGUAGCUCAUCGAUUAUCCACCAUCAGGAAUGCAGAUGUUAUUGCAGUGCUUAACAAUGGAUUUAUUGUAGAGAAAGGAAGUCAUGAGGAACUGAUCAACAUUCCAGAUGGUUUUUAUGCAUCCUUAGUUGCUCUUCACAUGACUGCUAAAACAUAAUGUUUUUUCUUUUCAAAUUGCUCAUAUUAUUUUUUCUUCUUAA